Molecule: messenger RNA, 863 nt
Organism: Sphaeroforma arctica JP610
Lineage: Eukaryota; Ichthyosporea; Ichthyophonida
Exons: 8
Molecular function (GO): dioxygenase activity
Source: RefSeq, a predicted model, not a curated record
AGUAUGGGUUUGUAGUCGUCACUGGUCACGGAGUAGAUGCGAAACAGUUGUCACAACUAUCGAAGUUGGCAAAGACGUUCUUCGCACAACCAAGUGAGGUGAAGGAGCAAAUAGCAGUCGAUGGCGGAUAUGGGUCUGGCGCAGGCUACAAUAGGCUUGGGAAGGAAAAUGUUGAGGCCACGCUAGGGGAGUCAGAUCGCAAUAUGGCGGCUGACUACGUCGAAAGUUUAGUCUUCCACAACUACGGAUGGCCCCCGGAUCCCGAGGUUCCACUGGAAGGGAACUUUAAUGAAGUGAUCAAGACGUAUUGUGCAUCUGUGACUGAGCUGGUGCGAGGGAUGAUGCAACUCACAGCGCAUUCUUUGGGUGCACCACCCACAUUCUUCGACGAGCACUACGAAGGCCUGAAGUUUGAUGGGUUUCUGAAGCUCUCUUGGUAUCCGAAACAGGAUCCUAAACCCAGCCCCGGCCAAAUCAGAUAUGGCUCCCACACCGACUACCAGUGCUUGACAGUCCUGAAAGUGGAAGAUGUACCAGGGCUACAGGUGCAGAUCGGCGGUGAAUGGGUCUCAGUACCCUACAUUGAAGGCGCAUUCAUCAUCAAUGUAGGAGACACACUGAGAAGGUGGACGAAUGGCAUACUGAGCUCCAAUCUACACCGUGUGGUGAACCCAGAGUCACAGUCAGACGACGGCAGACUCAGCAUAGUGUUCUUCACCGGUCCACACAGUGACACCCCCAUCAUCCCCUACGAGGGUUGGAUAAAAAAAGGGGAAACGGCCAAGCAUUCUCCCAUUACCGCAGGCGAGUACCUGGAUAUAAAGAUCUCACGGUCCCAAACCAAUCCUGAUUCGACCGGAUGA